ACAGUCGCCUCGGCUCCUGCCUCCGUCAGUAGCGAAGGUAACUCCGUGCGUAAAGCUCCUGGACACCACAAGGACGCCGCGCAGUUUCAACCCUCACUUCUCUGAAGAAAACCACUCCUCGUAACAACCGGAGAACACUCGCUGAUUCAAAGCUGUUUGAUUAUUUUUAAUUUGAAGUUUUUUUAUUUUUUGGCUCUCACCAGUGCGUCCCCCCCUCCCUCCCCGUACCGAUGCCUCGCACCCGAGCCGCUGCAGCGACUCCUCGGUUAAUUUACAGAGUAUACAAUGUGCAGCGCAAAUGAAGGAUACAGUGGGAGCUAACUGUGGACGCUCUUGGAUUUAACAGCCGGCGCCUGGAAAAACCAAGAUUCACUCAAACUUAUGGCGUGAAGGGCCUGUUCUUGGCCUUCGUCACUCACAGCUAAUGGAUGUCUUUACCCAGUAUGCCUACAACGACAGUUUCUUUGAUAACGGAACAUGGGGCCUCAACGAAACAGCUCAAGAGCACAAGCACCCCUACAACUACUAUGCCAUGCUGCUCACCCUGCUCAUCUUCGUCAUCGUCUUCGGCAACGUGCUGGUGUGCAUGGCUGUGUCCAGAGAGAAGGCUCUGCAGACCACCACCAACUACCUGAUCGUCAGCCUGGCUGUCGCGGACCUCCUGGUGGCCACGCUGGUGAUGCCCUGGGUUGUCUACUUAGAGGUAGUGGGAGAGUGGCGCUUUAGCAAGAUCCACUGUGACAUCUUUGUCACUCUCGAUGUGAUGAUGUGUACAGCCAGCAUCCUCAAUCUCUGUGCCAUCAGCAUUGAUCGUUACACAGCAGUUGCGAUGCCAAUGCUUUACAAUACUCGCUACAGUUCCAGGAGACGGGUCACAGUAAUGAUCUCUGUGGUGUGGGUACUGUCUUUUGCCAUAUCAUGUCCCCUAUUGUUUGGCUUAAACAACACAGCAACUCGCGACGAGUCUCUCUGUGUGAUCGCCAAUCCGGCCUUUGUGGUGUACUCUUCCAUCGUGUCCUUCUAUGUUCCCUUCAUCAUCACUCUGCUGGUUUAUGUGCAAAUUUAUGUGGUCCUGAGGAAGCGCAGGAAACGUGUAAACACAAAGCCAAAGCAGCGCGUCUGUCAGGCUGCCGACCCUGAUGUGGCCACUUCACUGAAGGAUAAGUGCACUCAUCCAGAGGAUGUGAGGUUGUGCACCAUGAUUGUUAAAUCUAAUGGGAGUUUUCCUGUCAACAAGAAGAAAGUGAUAUUCAUCAAAGAUGGGGUCAACGAAGGGGAAGAUCUCGAGCUGGAUGAGCUGAACAACAGUGGCAGCAGCCAGAAACAGAAGCAGCAGCCACAGUGUGCUCUCGGCGACACUCCGGCCACCAGCCACCAGCUAUUGAUGCCCAACAAGGCUAACGCUAGCCCCACCUCUAGUCCUCCCACGCCCCCCGAAGAGGGUCAGAAAGCGGAAAAGAACGGAGACCCUGCUAAGGGGGCCCUGGGGGAUUCAGCUCCCGUCGUGGCCAAAGCCUUCCAGACGCAGGCCUUACCUAAUGGGAAGACUCAGACCUCUGUAAAGACCUUGAGCAAGAGGAAGAUCUCCCAGCAGAAGGAGAAGAAGGCCACACAGAUGUUAGCCAUUGUCCUGGGUGUCUUCAUCAUAUGCUGGCUGCCAUUUUUCAUUACGCACAUCUUGAACACCCACUGCACAAAAUGCAAGGUCCCCGCCGAGAUGUAUAACGCUUUCACUUGGCUGGGCUACGUGAACAGCGCCGUAAAUCCCAUCAUAUACACCACCUUUAAUGUCGAGUUCAGAAAGGCAUUCAUUAAGAUCUUGCACUGCUGAACUGCGACAUGACUCGUCUGAUCAGACCGAGGAAGGAACGACGGAUGAAAGCGUCUCCUCUGGCAAAUACCUCAUCCUGUUAAGGGAAAAGCACCACAGGGGGAAUCUGCAAUCUGCUUUUUAACGUUACGGAGCUGAGUGACUGAUAAACUUGUCUUUUUUUGAAAGGCAUGUUGGCUCUAUAUGUGCAUUGUUUGUGGAGUCCCUGUUCUCCAAAUCACUGAAUGUAAAACAAGAAAUGUCUGUAACAAUGAGCUGUUUCAUGGAGAAAAAGAAAAACUGUAACGUUGUGCUCGAAAAAAGAAAUCAUUGUGCUUGUCACGUAAGGAGCCAUCUGUGUAUACCACACACAUACAACUGCUAUUUAUUGUGUGUGCUUUAUGUUUUGAUAAUGAAAAUACUCUACAAAUCCUAUAGAUAUCGAGUCAGUGUUCAUUGCAGUGUUAAAGCUGAUACGUGAGCUCUUAAUCUUAAAUCUAAACGCGCUCUCUCUCUCUCUCUCUCUCUCUCUCUCUCUCUCUCUCUCUCUCUCUCUCUCAUUUUAAAAUUACUGAUUGGAAUGUGUGUUCAAGAUGAGGCGAUUUUACUUGCUGUAUAAUGUGGCUAUGCCAAUAUCCACAUAUUUGCAAUUUUAUAAAUUGAGAAAAAAAAAUCAUAUAUUAUUGUUAAUGUUAUUAUUACUGUUAUUAUUUGCUGUAUAUAGUUUUCUUAACACAUUAACUGUGAUUAUAUGCCUGCAAUGAAAAUGUGAUGCAUGCUACACUGCUCCUCUACUUGACUUCUCAUGACGUGUAUGUUUAACAAAAAAAAAAAAAA
Molecule: messenger RNA, 2647 nt
Organism: Acanthopagrus latus (yellowfin seabream)
Lineage: Eukaryota; Metazoa; Chordata; Actinopteri; Spariformes; Sparidae
Gene: drd2a
Product: dopamine receptor D2a
Exons: 8
Coding region: 425-1831 (468 amino acids)
Biological process (GO): adenylate cyclase-inhibiting dopamine receptor signaling pathway; adenylate cyclase-activating adrenergic receptor signaling pathway
Cellular component (GO): presynaptic membrane; glutamatergic synapse
Molecular function (GO): G protein-coupled receptor activity; dopamine neurotransmitter receptor activity, coupled via Gi/Go
Source: RefSeq, a predicted model, not a curated record